CGAACCGGCCGGUUGUACGCGCCUGACGCUCACUCGGUGACGUUCGGCCCCGGACUCGGCAAACGAAAGUGUGGGUGGGGGCCUCUGGUACAUUAUGUGUGCUGGCUUCGCUCCUUGAGUAUUCGUCUCGUCGGAAGCACUUGCCACCUUCUCUGCGCAAAUUUUUGUCCUGUGCCCUUCCGCCUCCCAACCCCCACUCCCCCCCCCAAAAAAAAAGUUUCGCACCGAUUUACCCGUAGCGCGGCGACCUGCACGCGUUGUUGCGACUCCGCGAUUGGGAUCUUCCAAGUUCGGGCGCGCACGCAUCGACGACGCAAAGAUACAGAUGCACAGGUUCGUCUCUGAGUCGUGCCCCGGAUAACUGACUUCUUGGUGGCCGACUCAUUUGCCCCGGCCGACGCUGACGACGCUUGACACCGAUGCAUCUGCGUCACAUACUUGCUCCCGGAGCACCAACAUCUGCUGUGAAUACUUGCCCUGCUUGUGGGAUCCUUUGUGCCACUUAACCUGCCUGGAAAGAACACAAGCUACUGGAUUCCCGGAUCGUCCCUAAGGGAAACGGAAGAGCAGGAAGCGGCCAGACUCUCGUCUUGCGUUCACUUAGAGCGUCGAUGCGGAACAGUGCUCGCGGAACUUGCCAACUUCCGCCGCCUCUGAAGUCAGUCUACAUCGCUCCCCAUUUCUUCGUCGGGAACUUCUUCUAAGGAAGCCUGGUGCCCGCUGUAACGAGAGGCUAAAUACCUACGCGCCAACUUUGCAUCGGCCUCGUCUUCAUGAUCAACACUCACCUCCAUCACCCUUUCAGGAGUGCAGCACGACGUGGGGAGGCAAGUCAUCCCGGUCCUUUGCUAUUUGUACGAAGAAGGCUGAUUGGCAGAAGUAUGAGUGCACUGGGGAUAGACAGCUUUGGAGUAGUGCUUACGACUGAAUAUGCAACGAGCUGGUGGGAUGAAAGAAGUUCCAAGCCUACCUGUGCAUAGGAGUGAUCUGAUCCGGGCGAGAGCCUGCUGCCAGAAGAUUGCCGCGCAUGGCUGACGUACCAGAGAGCUACGACAUGCUGUCAACAUCCACCCUGGGGCCGCUCGUGGCCAACGUGACGUCAGUGACGUUACGUGUGUCUAGAGACCAGUCAGUGUCGCGCACCUACAGCAACACCACGCCCACCUCUCAUCUCAACCUGACAACGGGUCAUGGCGAUUCCGAAGAAUUUGUGCCCUACGAGCAAAGGCUAGAGACGUACGUGGUGCCCACGCUUUUCGCUUUCAUAUUUCUCGUCGGGCUCCUUGGCAACGGAACACUGAUCCUCGUGUUCCUGCGAAACCGGACGAUGCGCAGUGUUCCUAACAUCUACAUCAUGAGCCUCUCUCUGGGCGACUUCAUCGUCAUCGCGGGCACUGUGCCGUUCAUCAGCACCAUCUACAUCCUUGACUCGUGGCCGUACGGGCUGUUUCUCUGCAAGCUCAGCGAAUUCCUUCGGGACGUGUCCAUUAGCGUCACUGUAUUGACGCUCACCGUGCUCAGCAUCGAUCGGUACGUGGCCAUCGCAAUGCCACUUCUCAACCACAAAGGUCGCCGACACACGAGACGAACAAUCACCAUCAUGCUCACCGUCGCGGUGUGGAUGAUCGCCGUCCUCUUGGCCAUACCGGGAGCCCACUUCUCGUUCGUGAUGGAAGUCGAGGCCACGCCCGAGCUGCGGUACAGCGUGUGUUACCCAUUCCCACCUGAGAUGUGGCCCUGGUACCCGAAGCUGAUGGUGCUCAUGAAGUUCCUAGUCCAGUACGCUAUCCCAUUGAUGAUCAUAGGCACCUUCUACUGCCUCAUGGCCCGCCAGCUUAUUCGCACGUCGCGCACCCACUUGACGCAGCCCGGCUGUGGUGGCGUGGCGCAGCUCAAGCAGAUGAAGGCGCGCGUCAAGGUGGCUAAGAUUGCCCUGGCUUUUGUCGUUCUCUUCGCCGUGUGCUUUUUCCCGAACCACGUGUUCAUGAUGUGGUACUAUUUUGCGCCGGACGCACCGUCACACUACAACAGCUUCUGGCACGUCUGGAAAAUCAUGGGCUACGUGAUGACGUUUGUCAACUCGUGCCUGAACCCCAUCGCCCUGUACCUGGUCAGCGGGGUGUUCCGCAACCAUUUCAAGCACUACCUCUUCUGCAGCCGGCGCGCAGCGAGCGGCGUUCACUCGCGCAACAAUUCCUAUUCCUUUCGCACCAUUCACAGCUCGAGCAUGUCCAAGUGCACGGCUUCCACCAAGAUUUGACAAAUGACCUGCCUCCGGCGGAGGGCAAAGGUCAAAUGCGAUGGCCAAAGCGGGCUUCCCGCAAGCGAUGAACCGGAGUUCCGGUCCGUAUCUGAGGGAACCUUUUAGUUCUGCCUGCAUUCGCCAGCUUCGGACAUUCCCAGGGCAUUCGCCUAAGACGUUUGGCUUCCUAGUGAUCCUUUUUCGCCACUUGCUUUUGGAAUGCUAGCACGGAAUGGAAGUUCCAGUAAAAGCACAAGCAUGUGCGGCAGUAUUCAGGCCACCGUUACCUGUAUUUGGCACCACUAGUCCCAUUGUAAAGGGGAGUGUGCGUCAGUUUAGUGGCUUUGGAGAAUGUGCUUUGAGAACUCUAAGUGGUGGGAAAUAUUCUUGUAGUGUUCUACUCAAGACUCGUCGAAAAAUGAUCGGUGUCGAGAGGUGCCAAAGGCACCCACUUCACGUUUAAACGGUAGCUAUAACUGCACGGUCCACGUUAGUUGGUAUGUGUAUCAGUGAAUUGUUGUGUGCUAUUACCAGUGAGAGUGAUCUUAUGAUUGCCAGUAUCUGCUGGCUUUCCCCAUUCGUCCAUUCCUGAAGCAGCUUAUGGGAACUUGUACGACAUUCUCUUGUACAUAGCGAUAAUCUCAAGCAGUCUUUGACUGAGUCUCAUAUUUAACGUGCGCACUUGGAUGUAACGUGAGAACGAUUGAUGGUAACCAUGGAUCUCUAGUUAUUUCAGGCAUGUCAUAUUCUAUCUUGAGCAAAUCAUGAAACGGAAUCUUUAUUUGUGGCUGAUACGUUUUCUAUUUGUGUCUACACGCUUGCUAUUGUUCACAAUUGCACUGGGACCAAUUUAUGCAGCAGUGUAUUUUUGAUGCUAUCUCGGCCGAAGAACACACUUUUUAUUAACGCACAAUAGGUUCUUAUCGAUACACUCAUAUGGUUCAAAGAAACUUCGUAUAGCUGUCGUUGUUCAUUGUAAAACCACUAAGACGAGCUGUGCAAGUGUAUUUAUGUUACCAGUGAUGCGUUGUUUUCUCAGAGAAAAUUAUAGAGCGAGUCUACUUAAGUGUAAUUUUGAAUUAUGAGAGUAUCCUCAUAUUCACCUUGACGACUGGGAAAUUUUCAUACCAUGUAUAGCGCGCUGUGAAAGGAUCAAUUUUUUUAGAACAGACUUGAAACGAACUUCGCAACGAGUUUCACAACGCGGCAAGUGCUCUAGCAAGGCGCCUGCGCCAACAUUAGCACGCACGCGCACGAACUCAAUAUACACAAUAAACACCCACACGCCGCUACGCGUAGCUCUUGUUAGUGCAAGUUUUUGACAUAUGAUUACGUAAAACAGAAAGAAAGCCAAUUCCGCCUUCAUGUAAUGAAAGUGUUUGAUAAAAAACAAAACACUCACACCCCUUUCAUAUAUUUCGCUCAAGUUAACAGAUCUGGUAGACAGCAUUAGAGCGCGUAAAUCUUUGGCGUUGUGCUAUGAAGAACAAUGCAAAAUCGCAUCAGCGUGACAAUUGCCCCGCAAAUUCGAAUUGCUUGAUGUGUACAUUUUGCGCACACUAAAGCCAAUUUGCAACGCGAGCUUUCUGAUCACUGGCCUGGCCGUUCUGAUGUUGUAUUAUAUAUAUAUAU
Molecule: messenger RNA, 3874 nt
Organism: Dermacentor albipictus
Lineage: Eukaryota; Metazoa; Arthropoda; Arachnida; Ixodida; Ixodidae
Product: neuropeptide CCHamide-1 receptor-like
Biological process (GO): G protein-coupled receptor signaling pathway
Cellular component (GO): plasma membrane
Molecular function (GO): neuropeptide Y receptor activity
Source: RefSeq, a predicted model, not a curated record